AUGAAACCAGGCACGUCUCCAGGGCCCGAUGAGAUGGGCAUCGAUCUUUUACGAUCAUGUCCGGAAAUAUUAUCUAGCACCCUGGGUCUAUUAUUUAAUGAGAUAUUUGAGUCAGGUUCGUACCCUACGAUGUGGACAAAGGCCCUCAUUGUACCAUUGUUGAAGAAAGGGUCCAAGGCAGUCCCAAAUAGUUACAGGGGGAUAUCUCUUUUGGAUUGCCUUGGGAAACUUUACUCAACAAUUCUAAAUGAGCACCUAAAAAGAAUUGUCAGAUUCGAAUAA
Messenger RNA from Lottia gigantea (owl limpet), 282 nucleotides. RefSeq lists its product as hypothetical. The record is from RefSeq and is a predicted model, not a curated record. The transcript has a single exon. The coding region runs from base 1 to 282 and encodes 93 amino acids. NCBI's taxonomy places the organism in Eukaryota, Metazoa, Mollusca, Gastropoda, Lottiidae.